Messenger RNA from Oncorhynchus kisutch (coho salmon), 4995 nucleotides. It is a transcript of the gene dennd6a, whose product is annotated as DENN/MADD domain containing 6A. Gene Ontology annotation, cellular component: recycling endosome. The coding region runs from base 104 to 1918 and encodes 604 amino acids. Gene Ontology annotation, molecular function: guanyl-nucleotide exchange factor activity. NCBI's taxonomy places the organism in Eukaryota, Metazoa, Chordata, Actinopteri, Salmoniformes, Salmonidae. The transcript is spliced from 18 exons. The record is from RefSeq and is a predicted model, not a curated record.
UUUUUUUUUUUACGUGUGGGGUACAUUGGUUAGCUUGCUAUCGAAGAAUAAAGUGACCAGUAUAAAAGUUAUCUAAAGGAAGCAAUUUCCACCGUCGGGUUUCAUGAUGGCUUUGCAGGGCUCUGAGGAGAUAGAGGAGCAACUCGCAGAGCCUGAAGAGGUUGGAGACGAGGAUGUGAGCAUCUCUCCAGCUGAAGAAAUAACAUUAACCGUCGGGCCUGGAGGAGAGGAGGACACGGACCCGCUUCUCCUCCCGUGGGAUCGCUUCUCUGCCUGGCUACACUGUAUCUGUGUCGUCGGGUUUGAUCUAGAACUCGGCCAGGCGGUGGAGGUCAUCUACCCACACCAUUCAAAACUAUCCGAGAAGGAGAAAACAAGUAUCUGCUACCUGUCAUUCCCAGACUCCAACUCAGGUUGUCUAGGGGACACACAGUUCUGCUUCCGUUUCCGCCAGGCCUCAGGCAGGAAGUCUUCUCUGGGAUGUUUUCUGGACCAGUUUGACCGUGACGCCCCAGUCUGCCUGAAGAGGGACCAAGGCCAUUACUAUGGUUACGUCUACUUCAGACAAGUCCGGGACAAGUCACUCAAGAGGGGUUACUUUCAGAAGUCGCUGGUCCUUAUCAGCAAGCUUCCUUACGUCACGUUCUUCCACUCCCUGCUGAAGCUCGUUGCUCCAGAGUACUUUGAGAAGCAGGAGCCGUGUCUGGAGGCUGCCUGCAACGACAUCGACCGCUGGCCCACUCCUCAUCCAGGGAAAAUAUUGGUCCUCCCUAUAAUGGGUACUGUUAUGAAGGUUCGGAUCCCAACAUGUUACGACAAGCCUGGAACCUCUCAGCUGGUACAGUCCACACAGAAUGACAACCUGGUGUCCAUAGUCCUCCCCACGGUCCACGAGGUAGACUUGUUCACGUGUUUCCACCCAGUCUUCUUCCACAUUCAGAUGUUAUGGGAGCUGGUGUUGCUAGGAGAGGCUCUGGUUGUCAUGGCACCAUCACCGGCAGAAUCUUCCGAUACUGUUCUGGCAUUGGUCAGCUGCAUCUCUCCACUGCGCUACUGCAGUGACUUCAGACCGUACUUCACCAUCCACGACAACGAGUUUAAAGAGUAUACCACCAGAACACAGGCUCCGCCAUCUGUGAUUCUUGGCGUGACCAAUCCGUUCUUUGCGAAGACCCUCCAACACUGGCCUCACAUCAUCCGUAUUGGAGACAUGAAGCAGGCUGGAGAGACUGUCAAGCAGAUGAAGGUCAAGAAGCUGAAGAACCUGAAGACCCUGGACUCUAAACCAGGUGUCUACAGCGCGUACAAGCCCUUCCUCAACAAAGAUGAGGAUAUCAUUAAACAACUUCAGAAGGGUGUCCAACAGAAACGUCCCUCGGCGGCACAGAAUGCCAUCCUACGACGGUACUUCCUGGAACUAACGCAGAGCUUCAUCAUUCCACUGGAGCGCUAUGUGGCCAGUCUGAUGCCUCUACAGAAGAACAUCUCUCCUUGGAAGAGUCCUCCACAGCUGAGACCCUUCCUCCAGGAGGACUUUAUGAAGACUCUGGAGAAGGCUGGUCCUCAGCUCACCUCACCACUCAAAGGAGACUGGAUGGGACUCUACAGACAGUUCCUGAGGUGUCCAAACUUUGACGGCUGGUUCAGGAAUCGCAGGAGAGAGAUGAUGAAGAAACUAGAGGCCCUUCACCUAGAGGCUGUCUGUGAGGAGGAUCUGCAGGUGCGUGUCCAGCAACACACUGAGGUGGAGACUGUGGACCUCGUUCUCAAACUCAAAGACAAACUGACUCAGGCAGAGAGAGAGCAGCUUCCUCUGAGGCCGGGGACAUUGACUAAACUACAAGCCCACAUCGACUCUGUCAUCCUGUCUUUACCUGAUGAUCUACAGGGAAUCCUGCACAAGCCCUCCACACCCUGACCUCUGACCCUGACCUCUAACCCCUGACCACUAAUCAUUGACCUAUAACCCCUGGGGGAGGAGGAAGAGGCGCCCAAGGAAGGACUGCUCCAGUCUCAUCAUUGAACUAUGGAUUUUAAAUACUUUAUUUUUAUUUUUUUAACCCUUUAAUAUCUGUGUGACUGAGCCACCUCCAACGUCUCUCCACCGUCAUGUGCAAUGCUGGCAUUGCCCCCCCAAAAAUAAUCCACUGAUGAUUAUUGAUUAUGCAACCAGUCAGAAAGCCAAUUAGUGGUUUAUUCCUCAGAGAUAUAAUGUCUGUGCUGUAGUGAAUCAUGUGUCUGUGACACAUGUCCAUAAAGGUUGGCAGAUUUUCUUAAACAGUUUAAUCUGUGUCCGGAAAACCGAACCUUUAGUCUAGACUUUUUUAAAAACAGCCUUGUUUGGGUUCUAUGCUGCGCUGAUAACUUAACACUGCAGUAACAUUAAACUAUAGACAGAUUGUGAUAUACAGUUUAAUUGUCAACAAUACUCGUACGUUAUGAAAGGUUGCUGUGCUGUUGUAUAAAUGUUGAAGACAUGGCGACAUGAAGAGCUGUAUUGUAUAGCGUCACUAUACACUUAUUGGACAAACCACUCUACAAGAUGUCGAAAACGUUCCACAGGGAUGCUGGUCCAUGUUGACUCCAAUGCUUCCCACAGUUGUGUCAAGUUGGCCGAAUGUCCUUUGGGUGGUGGACCAUUCUUGAUACACGUGUGGAAAAACCCAGCAGCGUUGCAGUUCUUGACACAAACCAAAGGCACUUAAAUCUGUCUUGUCCAUUCACCUUCUGAAUGACACACAUACACAAUCCAUGUCUCAAUUGUCUCAAGGCUUAAAAAUCCUUCUUUAACCAGGUCUCCUCCCCUUCAUCUACACUGAUUUUUGAAAUGGAUUUAACAAGUGACAUCAAUAAGGGAUCAUAUCUUUCACCUGGUCAGUCUGUAAUGGAAAUGUUUUGUCCACUCGGUGUAUAGUGGUUGAGGAGGAGACAUCGGGGUGGUCUUCAUGAGGCACAAAACAGAUCGAAACAAGAAGGAACCUAAAGCUAGUGCAAUAACAAAUGGUUUGCGUUUCAAAACGUUUUGUUACGUUGUGCCUUAAUGAAUAGCACCCUUGUUGGAGGUUGAUCUGUGUGUGUGGGGGAAUAGAAUAGCAGAGUGCUGUUGCUAUUUUAGACCAAUAGGAUCGAACUUGUAUAUAAUUUGUACUCAUUAAUAGAAGAACGUAAGGAAAAAGACCUUCACUAAACCCUCGUCCUUAUAUUGCAGUACUACUUCUGCUCUAAAUGUGUAUUCUGCAUAGGGAAUAGGGUGCCAUUUGGGAUGCAUUCAUUCUACAUGUUAAAAAUGGGCAACCGGGUAACUGACGAAAACUAACUUGCUGACACAUUGCCUUGUCAUAUUGAUUUGGACCUGAUUUGUGUGAGGUUUUACCACAUUAUUCAUCUGUGUAGGCCCACUACAAUCCCUUGUACCACAUUAUUCAUCUGUGUAGGCCCACCACAUUAUUCAUCUGUGUAGGCCCACUACAACCCCCUGUACCACAUUAUUCAUCUGUGUAGGCCCACUACAACCCCCUGUACCACAUUAUUCAUCUGUGUAGGCCCACCACAACCCAUAUGAACAGUCCUUGUACACCAGGGCUUUCUAGCGGCUAGCUAAACCAGAGUUGGUUUCCUACCGGUCCACUGCCACUGUCUGGAUUUCAUUUGGCACCCAGCCACUGUCUCUCCUCAGUGUCAUUGAUUUGGUUCACACAAACUGUAUUGUCCGAAACACAUUUUGCUGAUCAUAAUGGAUGUUGAUAGCCUGGGUACAGGUCUGUUUAGCUAUCAUUCCACUCCUUGUCUUUGGCAUAUGACACAGAGGAGUGGAAUGUUGGCUAAACAGACUGGUCCCCAGGCUAGGAUGUUGAUAUGGUUUUGCCUUCCAGACCCUAACUGUUUGUAUUCAUGCUGUUUUUUAUGCUUUGAGUAGAAGUUUCGUUUGGAGUGCAUUCCGUGUAUGGUGUGCUCAACCAUCAUAUGUUAAGUGUAAAGAUCAUUCUUCCUCUGAACUGCUGAACAACAUUACUGCAGAGGAGGUUUUUCCUAACACAGAUUUUGCUGUCAGACUUUGGACUACCUAUGAGGUUUUUACGUCUUACAUUUUGAAAAACGAUAUUUGAUUUGUUGAGUAUUUUGAUGUUACAGAAUACAUUAUUUUUCUUGAUCAGCUUUUAUCAUAGGGUGUGCCUUAAGGGAUGAUGGUUAGGAAAAACAGAACCAAAGAUGGACUGUUUUUAGGUUAAAUAUCGAACUGUGACUGUGUAGUAGGCUAAUAAUAACUUCUGAUAUCUACAGUAGUGGCUCACUCACUCAGUAACCUGUCAUAUUCUGAUCUGCUUCAAACACCAUGGAACACCAUCAUUCUGUUGGAACCCAUCAGAAUUCCAGUGGAAAUGUUGGAACCCAUCAGAAUUCCAGUGGAACUGUUGGAACCCAUCAGAAUUCCAGUGGAACUGUCUGUCCUCUGAGGGAAUAUUUCAGUUAAAUUAAUAUUGGUUGGUACACACCUGUGAAGGGGUUCCAUAUUUUGAAAAUACUUAUUUUAACAAGAUAAUUUUGUAUAAAGGGCUAUUCUCAUAUUCCAUUAAUCUAAAAAGUGAAGUUUUGUACAUAUGUUGAAAUACCCAGCCAUCACCAUUGAUGAUGAUAUUCAUUAUAUUACAACCAUUAUUUUACUAAAUAUAGAUAUUACUGACAUGGAAUACUAUACAUUUGUAAUAUCUUCCAAUGGGCUGGUUAGAUGUUAAAGAACUAGAAUAAGGAUGAUAACAUAAUAUACUGCAUCAUAUUGCUUUGGGGAACUCAGUAUUUUUACAUUUGCAAUGUUUGAUCGUUUUUUGUAUUGAAGCCUUAAUACAAUAACUACUGAGGAACCACUAUUGAUGCCUUUUUAAUAGAAGUUCUGAGGAACCACUAAUGCUAACAGACAAUGGCUUUCAGUGAGCGCAAGUAUUUUAAUGUGAAUAAACGGGCCUCUAGAAUCUCACUAAUAAAUGGUUCUGUAUUUUC